AUGUUGUGCUUUCGCUUUGCCCCAUGGUCGCGCCAUCGCUGGCGCUGUGGAUGGCUCCUGUUGGGGCUGGCGCUAACAUGGAGCACCAAUUUUGAGGCGCCGCCUGCCUUUCUGGCCGCGGAGAGCCGGGCUCUCCCACGGGUUCCGGGAACGGCGCUGCGGGGCGCUAGAGGAGCCGCUGGUGGAGGCGGAACGCUUGAUGCGGGAUCGCCUGCGUCGCGACAACUACUUGCAGGUUUGGUGCUCCUUGGCACAGGAUCCUGCGCACGUUUCGCCUGGAAAAGGACGGCGUGUUUACGCCGUGGCAAGGCCAAAGAUGCGGUCGUGGAAGCGCUGGGUGAAGACUUCUUCAACCAGCUCCGCGCGCGCGUCGCGUCCUCGUCAUCUGGGUCUUCGUCCUUGAGGCCGUUGAUUGUGGCCAUGGGAACGCGAGGAGACGCGGAGCCGGGCUUCCGUCUGGCUGCGGCGCUGAAGGAGCGAGGACAUGAGCCUUUGGUGGUUUCACUGGAUGCAUACAAAGAGGAAGCUGUGAAGAGGUGGAACUUAGAUUUUCGCUCCUGCGGCCUUGAACGGGUGCCGUUGUCGGAGGAGUACCUGACAGGUCAGACUCGCGCUGACCAGGUGUAUUCGGAUCGAGGUUGGUAUGGGGAUGCCUGGACCAUGGUGGGUGAACGUCUGCACCAAGCCGCGCUGGAGCAUCGUUGCGACCUCAUCGUGACCACCUCCAUGGGCAACACCCACUGCCUCGACGUGGCCGAGCAGCUGAACCUGCUGUGCAUCGCGCUGAAGUUCUGCCCCGACAUUGACGGUCAAGUGCCGACGGGCGACUUUCCACCCUCUGGCUAUCCGUCCUUACCCGGACCCCUCAACUACUUGCAGCACCUGCUGGAGAAUUCGCGGACGGUGGCGGCCGUGUUCCGUGGUGGCUACAUCCCCAAAGUCAUCGACUUCCGCACCAAACUGGGCAUGGAAUCCAUGGAGAUCCCCGGCGUCGGAGCGAAGGUUCCCACAUACUCGGAGCUCCGGCAGAAGCAACAGGCGAACCAGCCCAGUCUGUACGCCUUUAGCGAUGCAUUGGCGAAUCGCCCCCAGGAGUAUCAGUCCUGGCACUUCGUCACCGGCUCCUUUUCUGCCAAUGAAAGCAGAGAUGUAGAGCUACCAGGUGUCCUGAGAGACUUCCUGGCGUCUUCGCCGGUUUGCAUCGCCUUCGGCUCCAUCAGCCUGGCGCGCGGCGACGACGACAGCUCCGGCGGUUCCGGCGGCGCGCCCUUCCAGCGCCGGGCGCUGGCGGCGGCGCGGCGCCAGGAGCUGCCCGUGCUGGUGGUGGAUCCGGAGGUGGAGGUGGAAGGACCGGAUGCAGACGACCCUGGCGUUUUCCGUUUGCGCUCUGCACCCUACAGCGCGCUGUUCCCCCGCUGCCGCCUGGUGGUGCACCACGGCGGCGCCGGCACAGCGCAGGACGCGGUGCGCGCAGAGUGUCCGCAGCUGGUGGCGCCGGUGCUGGCGUGGUCGGAUCAACCGUUUUGGGCCAGGGAAGUGGAGGAAAGGAAACUUGGUGUCAAAGUGGGUGAAGGAGGACGUGCGCCCAGCGAUGAAGACUGGGAGCAAACACUGCAGCGCUGCCUGGCAUCGCUGGAGGAGUUCCAACGAAACGCUCGACAGGCCAAGGAACGAAUGAUGCAGGAGGGAGGCGUCCAGAUGGCAUGCCAAAUCAUCGAAGACGUGAUGCUGAGCUGAUCCAAACGGCGACUGGUGAUGUUCCAGUUUGCAAACUGCGGGGCUGUCAUUACCAGAAGGUAGCCUGCAAUGGAAAACUUACCAUUGGCAGAUCAUUUCCAAGGGAAAACCGUGAAUUUCCAGAACUAUGUUGGCAGCAUAGAUUGACAUUGAGAUAAGGUCGGGACCCGAUCCAAAAGGGACGGGUUGACCAGUUGUCGCAAUGUGGAUUGGGGUCUGGAAAAUCUUGACCCACACCAUGCUGAUGAGUUGGGUCUGGCCCAAUUCUUUGGGCCAUUUUUUUCUGCAUAUGUCAGGAUUUCCAACAUGUUUUGUUUGUUUGUUUGUUUGUUCCCGAGAGCGUCUGAGCGCAGGGUUCUUCCAAUAGUGGGG
Cladocopium goreaui is the source of this 2109-nucleotide messenger RNA. The record is from the annotation of a GenBank genome assembly. Lineage: Eukaryota; Dinophyceae; Suessiales; Symbiodiniaceae.